GGCAAGACGUUUACCCCUAUGCUUCAUGCGCUUCUUCUUCUUCUCCUUUUGCCAUAUGUGGGAAAUCAUGGCUAGAGUAACAGCAAUGUCUGCGAGGCAACAACGACUUCUUCACAUGCAGGCCCGUAUUGCGUUGUCAUGAUUGCGGCUGCGAUUGUCGUUGUAGUUUUGCUGUCACUCGGUUCCCACACAACCGGAUCCUCAACCAAGCGCGCAGCCCCACGUUUGCCUACUUCCCGACGGUGCUCAAAUGACGAACAGAAUAAGUGUGUUCGCUGGGAGACAAGACAAGCCAAAAACACCUCGCAGACCAACAAUGCUUUCAUCUUGUAUCUGUUGGUUCGCAUUUGGGGUCCCCGUGUCGUCACGGCUAUUCUCGCCUGCUGGCGGGCGCAGCACCGAUGCUUUUGGCUGGUGCUCGUUCAUGCCCUGAGUCUUUCGAUUCGCGGCAGGGUCUGGAAGCUAUCGACAUCACAGCCACUGCAUUGCUGUCAAAAGUUCCUGCCCGGCAUCUUCACUGGAUCGAUCAUAAGGCUGGCUGGCCAACAUGAGACGGCAGCUGCUGACCAGCAGUAGGCCGAGAUUGAUGGCCAGGCAUCGUCGUCGAUAUCGUGCCAGCUUGUUGGCGCGCUAAAUCCCGAACAUACCAACGGAAAACAACUCCGUUUUCAUGGCUCAGAGUAGACAAACUGCCAGCUACAUCUCUAGCGGGCUAUUGUUUGAACGGCAACGUGCC
Messenger RNA from Microdochium trichocladiopsis, 736 nucleotides. RefSeq lists its product as uncharacterized. Bases 139 to 576 code for a protein of 145 amino acids. The record is from RefSeq and is a predicted model, not a curated record. Lineage: Eukaryota; Fungi; Ascomycota; Sordariomycetes; Xylariales; Microdochiaceae. The transcript has a single exon.